AUAGGUCUGGCUUUGAUAAGGCGACGUAAGGCAACAUGAACUUUAACAAUUUCAGUGAUAUAACAAAAAUCAUACAGGUCAGGAAUUACGUUAAAUGAUUAAUUUUACGUUUUUUUUAUUAACAUUGUGUUUGUUUGAGGGGUGGGGCUUGUUGGGAUAGAAGGCGGUUCCUUUUAUCAAACAGACACAGACUCUACAUACAUAAGACGUCAACUUCCCUCAAAAGUGAAAAGGAUCACAGCAGAGAGAAAGAGAGAGCUAUCAGAAAACAUCUGUUUCAAAGGAUUUUUAUUUCGUUUCUCUUCUGAAGUAGAUCAUGGGUGGCACACUUUUGUAUGUUAUGCUGAUCUUUCUGUCCAUAGGACUGAAUAAACAGGCGGCAGAGGGCUGCAGUUGUUUCCCAAUACAUCCUCAAAUUUUUUUCUGCAAUUCUCGAAUAGCUGUGAUUCUAGCUGAAGUAACCAGUGAGGAGAUUGUUAGUGAGGACACUAAAUCUGAUGGAUGGGGGUCAAUUCGAUACCAAAUCAAAGUGAUCAAGGUGUUCAACAGUUUUAACAAUACUAAGCAAAUUCAGUAUGUCUAUACACAUCAAGAUGAAGGCAUAUGUGGCAUCAGGUUGGAGCGCAGCCUCUAUGUGCUUUCAGGAACCUUAUGGAAUGAUGAUGGGAUUGUGGUGAAGAUGUGUAACCUUGUCAGGCAUUGGGACAGUCUGUCCUUAACAGAACAACAAAACCUCAACCAAACACUUCAGAUGAGCUGUAACUGCACGGUCUCUCUGUGUAUAGAAAAACCCUGUUGUGUCCAGUCUCCGAAAGAUUGUGUGUGGGUACCCUUCACAUCUCACGCUCUGGAGUACGCCUGUCUGGAGAACAGUGACGGUUCAUGUAGCUGGUACAGAGGAGAUUCAAAAGAUCCUCAAAAUGACAAGAUGGCCAUUUGCAAACCCAGAAGGUCAAGCACUGGAGCAGUGUCUCAUUUUUAAAGAUGCCGAGACAUGCUGUUCUUUUAAAAUAGUGAGGGCAAAAAGUAACGCGGGGUUAAUUGUAACAGCUAUUUUACAUACUGUAGUUACACGGGGCUGAGCAAUCUGUACUUUUGGUUUUUUUCUGUGAAUGUCAGAAAAUUAUCUUCUGUAAAUUUCUGCAAAGUUUUGAUGUGCUUUUAGUUAAGAUAUUGAAAGUGUUUUGGAGGAAUGAGGCAAGUAAAUCUCUUCAUCUUUUGUUUUUUUUUCUGAGUAGGAUUUGUAAGUCACCAAAUCCAACCUUACAUUGUUACCUAAAACAGCAACAUUUUGAAACAUGUCAGCAACUAGUAAGUAGUAAUUGAUAGCUAGGAUUAAAAAUAUUUUUUACACAGCUGUUUGUUACAGUAAAACUAAGCCUACAAUGUAAAACAUUUCUCUAGAAAUUAUAGAAAGCUGUUUGCCAGUAACUUACUGUAGAUUUUACAUUUAUGUUAUUUACUGGCAAUAGUUUGUUCAAAGUGAAAUAAACAUUAAACAUUUUCAGUCUUUAUCUUCUACAGUAAGUUACUGGCAACCAGCUGCAUAAUUACAGCUAUUUUUUACAGCCUCCUGUUAAAAAAUCCUGAUAUUUUACUCACCCCCCAUGUCAUCCAAGAUGUUUAUUUCUUUCUUUGUUCAGUCAAAAAGAAAUUAAGUUUUAUGAGGAAAACAUUCGAGGAUUUUUCAGUUUAGAGUUUCAGCGAAGCUUCAAAGGGGUCUAAACAAUCCCAACAGAUGCAUAAGGGUCUUAUCUAGCGAAACAAUCGUCAUUUUCUCCCAUUUUUUUUUU
Messenger RNA from Misgurnus anguillicaudatus (oriental weatherfish), 1793 nucleotides. Its product is annotated as metalloproteinase inhibitor 4. Gene Ontology annotation, biological process: negative regulation of endopeptidase activity; response to cytokine; negative regulation of membrane protein ectodomain proteolysis. Gene Ontology annotation, molecular function: metalloendopeptidase inhibitor activity; protease binding. The record is from RefSeq and is a predicted model, not a curated record. NCBI's taxonomy places the organism in Eukaryota, Metazoa, Chordata, Actinopteri, Cypriniformes, Cobitidae. Gene Ontology annotation, cellular component: extracellular matrix.